AUGCGCUUCCCUGACCACACCCUGAGCUCAUUCCUUGCUGCAGGUGUCAGGGUUUCGUGGUAUCGCAGCACGGGCCAGAUCGCUGAGGGGCCCAAACACAGAAUCAGCGCCGCCACCGGACAGUACCAUCUGGAGAUAGAGCAGAUCACCCCGGAGGACCUUGGGGAGUACCAGUGUUAUGUGCACAAUGGGGUGUCAAGGGACCUGGCCACCGUGACUCUGAGUGCCAUCCCCGGCCAGGCACGUGUCCUGGAAGCCAAGCAAACCCAGCACCCAAAGACCUACAAUGUGACCUGGACCGUGGAGAGCGUGGUGCCUCUACGGCUGUACAUCAUGGAGUACGGCAAGAAAGGCGUACCAGCAGAUCACCGGAACCUGACCUACAUCGGGGUCACAACACAGCCUCGCGGGAUGACCUAUGUGGAGAGCGGCCUGCUGACCCUUGACCCUGCCUCCACCUACGAAGUGAGGGUGCGUGGCGUGACUCAGGACAACCAACAGGGACCUGACAUGACACAGCCCUUCAUCCUUUCCACAGGCGGCGGCACAUCAGCGAAGGUUGCCCGGAUGCUGCGUACCUCCCUGCCCAUCCUGUCUCGCCUGCCAGCCCUCGCCCGCAAUAUUCUCCAGUAACCACAGCGGCUCAAUGUCAACCAGAUGUCCUCAGCUAAACAUGGACCUUGUAUUAUGAUGAACUUGGUGUUGGUACGCACACUAUAGUUCAUUACAGUUUUAGGAUCUAUGGCACGUACCGUCCUGAGUGUCCUCCCUUGGGGGUAUUGAAUAUCCUUAUCAAGCCUGGGAAAAAUAGAUUUAGUUAGUCUCCGCAGUAUAAUCUAAUCUUAUGAGCGCUGCUCCAGGCCUUGUCUUGGCCUCUCCUUUUCAGAGACAUGGCGCGUGUCAACAGUCUUAUUACUAAGUUUAUGGAAAUAAUAAGGGUUAAUACUUGAAGAUUAUUACUGCCUUCAUAUUAAUACUCUCAAAAAUGAGCUUAGCGCAAGGUUAUUUGAUGAGGCGAUUGAAAAUAUCUUGAA
Molecule: messenger RNA, 1034 nt
Organism: Scylla paramamosain (green mud crab)
Lineage: Eukaryota; Metazoa; Arthropoda; Malacostraca; Decapoda; Portunidae
Exons: 5
Coding region: 1-633 (210 amino acids)
Source: RefSeq, a predicted model, not a curated record